ACUAGCUAAAGCAGCAGGAGGCUCUGCUUCUCCAGGACUCUGACUGCAGAGCCUUUUCGUCGCGACAGCACCUACCUUCGUUCCCGCUCGACCAGACGGGGUCUGGUGUCUUAUAUAUAGCGUUAAAAACACAAAGACGGCCCAGGCCCUUUCGCUCGCUCACUGUCCAUUUGUCCGCUCGGCUGCAGAGGCAGCAACCGGCCGGCUGCCUGUUUUGUGUCUAGUAAUAGGGGCGCGAUCGUGAUUGAGGUGGCUGCUGGAAGCUCGGAGUCGCGGGCGCGAGCAGAUUCCUGAAAAUGGCUGCAAAACUCAGAAAGUUCUUGCUCCGCUACUACCCUCCGGGAAUCAUCCUGCAAUAUGAGCGGGAUGGGGUAAUGAAGCAGAAGCCGAUCGACCUGCUGGACCUGACGCCGGACGUCGAUGUGGAGGUGUUGCUCUCGCAAAUCAUCCGUCAGGAGCCGCUCAUCAGCGAGAACCGGCGGCCAGCGCUGCGUCAGCUCAUACACAGGCUGAUCGACAAGAUGCUGGAGCAGCAGCACCACAGCUUCACGCUGUUCAAGGUGCUGCGCGCGCACAUCCUGCCCCUGACCAACUGCGCCUUCAACAAGAGCGGCGACCGCUUCAUCACCGGCUCCUACGACCGAACCUGCAAGGUGUGGAACACCUUCACGGGCGAGGAGGUCUUCACGCUCGAGGGGCACAAGAACGUGUCCACCAUCAUCGCCACCGGCUCCAUGGACAACACCGCCAAGCUGUGGGACGUGGAGACGGGGCAGGAGCGGGGCCACACUGGCCGGACACCGGAGCGGGCCACACUGGCCGGACACCGCGCCGAGAUCGUGUCUCUGGGCUUCAACACGGGUGGCGACCUGAUUGUGACGGGCAGCUUCGACCACGACAGCCGGCUGUGGGACGUGCGCACCGGGCAGUGCGUGCACGUGCUGUCGGGCCACCGCGGCGAGGUGUCCUCCACGCAGUUCAACUACGCCGGCACGCUGGUUGUGUCUGGCUCCAUCGACUGCACCUCGCGGCUGUGGGACGUGCGCAGCGGCCGCUGCCUGUCCGUCAAGCAGGGCCACACGGAUGAGGUGCUGGACGUGGCGUUUGACGCGGCGGGGACCAAGAUGGUGUCUGCCUCUGCGGACGGCAGUGCUCGGCUGUACCACACCCUGACUGGCGUGUGCCAGCACACCCUGGUGGGGCACGAGGGCGAGAUCAGCAAGGUGGCCUUCAACCCGCAGGGCACCCGGCUCAUCACGGCCUCCUCGGACAAGACCUGCCGCCUGUGGGACUGCGACACCGGGGAGUGCCUGCAGGUGUUGGAGGGCCACACGGACGAGAUCUUCUCCUGCGCCUUCAACUACGAGGGCGACUUCAUCAUCACCGGCUCCAAGGACAACACGUGCCGCAUCUGGAAGGCCCUCACAGCCUCCAGUCAGCCCGCCGGCCCGGGAGGCGCAGGCGGCGGACUGGCCCGGCCCACCACCGCAUUCUCCUACAACGACUGAGCGGCUGUAGCGGCGGCGGCGGCGGCUGCAGCACCGGCGGCUGUAACGGAGCGGGUGGUUGGAGCUGGAGGAGGAGGCAGGGCGUUGGCUGCAACGGCUUGGGAGGAGGAGGAGGGGGCACAGGCGCAAGCGGAGGCGGCAGUUGGGGGGGGGGCGGAGGCGGCGGCCAGAUAGCCGCCUGCGCCGCCCUACAGGAACAGCGCAGUGCAGAAAUGGCGGUGAAGGAGGAGGCGAUGGGGGCGGUGCUAGGUAGCCUCGGCCGGGUGGGGUGCGGGCAAGUGUGUGUGGGUGGGGGCCAGCGGCAGCACCCAUGGCUCAGGUGGUGGCGGAGGCGGAGUGACUGGGUGGAGGAGGAGGUGGAGGAGGUGGUGGAGGGGGAGGUGCAGCGCGCGACCCGCGGGCGGAGCUGGACUGUGGAGUUGAGGCGGCACCGAGGCGCCACAACAGCGGCAGGCAGUGCAUGUGUGGUGGACGGAAGAAUGGGCGAGCGAGGGAGCGCGCGACCGAGGAGCUGAGUGGCGCGGUGCGGCCGCGAGGGGUGUGGGUCCCGGAGGGCCGCCGCCGCGGGAUCGGGCGCAUGGGUCGGUUGCUUGCGCGGCGCCGCGAUGGCGUGCCGGUCGCGAUUUGGAGACAGACUGUAAUCUCCUCACUUG
This is a messenger RNA of Chlamydomonas reinhardtii, 2161 nucleotides long. RefSeq lists its product as uncharacterized. Gene Ontology annotation, molecular function: protein binding. Lineage: Eukaryota; Viridiplantae; Chlorophyta; Chlorophyceae; Chlamydomonadales; Chlamydomonadaceae. Gene Ontology annotation, cellular component: nucleolus. The coding region runs from base 297 to 1508 and encodes 403 amino acids. Gene Ontology annotation, biological process: ribosomal large subunit assembly. The transcript is spliced from 14 exons. The record is from RefSeq and is a predicted model, not a curated record.